AUGACUGCUCUACUCACACUCGCCCUCGCCGCCCUCGCCACGGCCUCUCCCCUACCCACCUACUCCGACUUCUACAAGCUCCUCGUCCAAGUGCCCUCCCCCUCCCUCGACUUCACGCCCCCCAUCCACAACCGCUACCUCGUCGGCGUGCACAUCGGCGCCGGCAUGGACAUGGUCACGCCCUCGCCCUCCACCUCGCAAUCCUCCACGUUCCACACCAACGGCACCGACGCGGACCUGUGGGCCGCGCGCGGCACCGUCGUCGUCGGCUUCGGCCGUUACGCGCUGGCCUGGCGCACGGUGCGCAGCCCGGACGACGCGAACCUGAACAGCGCGGUGCUGCAGUACGGGCCCGGCACGGAGGGCGUGCGGGUGAUCGAGGAGAGGGGGGACUUGAUGCUGGGCCCGGGACAGUACAUGGUGUGUGAUAGGAGGCUGCCGUACGGGCUGUCGGUGGAGAUGACGACGGGCGCGGUGCCCAAGGAGUGCGUGCCGGUGACGCUGCUGCCGGUUUGCGCGGAGGGGAAGGACGGGAAGGAGGGGGAGGAGGGGGAUCAGACGGUGUACAGGACACGCUGCAAAAAGUUGUAG
Cordyceps fumosorosea ARSEF 2679 is the source of this 591-nucleotide messenger RNA. RefSeq lists its product as hypothetical. Bases 1 to 591 code for a protein of 196 amino acids. The transcript has a single exon. NCBI's taxonomy places the organism in Eukaryota, Fungi, Ascomycota, Sordariomycetes, Hypocreales, Cordycipitaceae. The record is from RefSeq and is a predicted model, not a curated record.